This is a messenger RNA of Hyaloperonospora brassicae, 309 nucleotides long. The record is from the annotation of a GenBank genome assembly. NCBI's taxonomy places the organism in Eukaryota, Oomycota, Peronosporomycetes, Peronosporales, Peronosporaceae.
AUGAAGUUCACUGCCGUCCUUGCUGCUGCCGUCCUCGCUACGACAAGCGUCCUGGCCACAGAGACACCCGCGUUGCGAGCUCUUGCAGACGCCACCGCCGAAGAUGCUGUCAGCGAUGAGACGAGCAUGCAACCCGACGCCGAGGCGAUGAACGAAGAUGAUGACGAUGGCCAGCAAGAGAGAAGAUGGGGAGGCGGAGGUGGUAAAUGGGGCGGUGGUGGUGGUAAAUGGGGCGGUGGUGGUGGUAAAUGGGGUGGCGGUGGUGGUAAAUGGGGCGGUGGUGGUGGUAAAUGGGGGCGUGGUUGGUGA